AUGAAUACCUAUAUCGAUAGUAAUUACAACAACAAUAACAACGAUAUCAAUAACAAUAACAUAAACAACAAUAUCAAUAACAACAACAACAACAAUAAUGAGAAACAGAUAACAAUAUAUCAUGAUAACUUACAAGUCAUAUUACAUAAUGAGGACUUACAAAAGAUAGUGUUAUGGGACCCUCAUAGCUUGAGCGCAGUGGUCAAGGACUCACCUGCCAAUGUACAUAUAGAGACAAAGAAGAUAGGAUCAGGGGGAUUCGGUGCAGUGUAUCACUGUCGUCAUUUAAUCAACACUGUUGAUCUUGGUGAAUAUGCAGUCAAGAAGGUACCAGUUGGUGAGAAUCUACCAUGGUUAUAUCAGGUAUUACAAGAGGUGAAGGCAUUGGAGACACUACAGAAGCAUAAGAACAUCAUCAACUACAAGCACUCAUGGUUAGAGUAUGAUCAGCCAGCAAACUUUGGACCAAAGAUACCAUGUCUAUUCAUCCUCAUGGAGUAUGCCAACAAUGGCAACCUCUACGACUACAUGGCAGAGAAGCAAAUACUUCCAGAGAAUGAGAUAUGGAGUUUCUUCAUUGAUUUGUGUCAAGGCAUUGGAUAUCUUCAUCAUUCAGAGAUCAUUCAUCGUGAUUUGAAGCCUCAGAACAUCUUGUUGCAUCAACAUUAUGAACCAGCUUGUGAUAGUCUAGUGACUCACUUGAUGAUAAGUGACUUUGGCACAUGUGACACUGUGUCUGGGUUCAAAGAGCGAUUGAAGAGGACGGGCAACACUGGUACAAUGGAGUACGUGGCGCCAGAACUGCUGCAGAAGAACUCAAACGGCGAGUACUUUGUCAAGAGCAAUGAGAAGUGUGACAUCUGGUCGCUGGGCAUCCUGCUCUAUGAGCUUGCCUAUGGACGACUGCCAUUCCGAUACUCUGGCAACCCAUUCUCUGAUAGUGAUCCAGACAGGAACAUCGAUCUACUCGCCACCGAGAUUGAAGAGUUCAAGGAUACCAAGCUAUUCCUACCCACCACGCCCCCUAGAUCCAAGGAGAUUAAGGAAACGAUCAUAGCACUGUUGCGAAGAAGUCCUUAUGAUAGACCAUCAAUCAAUCAAAUACUGGCAACACCCUUUGUACAAAUGAAGACCAAACUACUGUCCAUACAUCCAAUUAACAUCGUGAGAGAGUCUCCAUCGAUAAGGAAGGCAACGAUUAGGAAACGAAACCUUAAGAAGUCGAAAGAGGUCUUGGUUGAGCAGAUGGAUACAUACGACACAGACAUAUAUACGAAUCAAACAACAUCGACAUCCACAACUUCAUCAAUGUCCUCUAGUCAACUCGGACGUUCAGAUGAUCAUAUUAUACGCAGUGAAGAGCUGGCAUCCCCAUUAGUACCGCCAAUCUCCUCAUCAUCAUUAGUCAUCCGCACAACACAUCAACAUCAGCAGCAUCAACAACAUCAGCAACAGCAUCAACCACCACGCUCACCUUCAUCAUCUUCAAUGCCCGCUCACAUGGGUGAACUGAGUCCAAGGUCUCAACUCCAACUUCAAAUUGGUGGCAAUGACAUGCCUCACGCAGGAGGCCACAAGCCAAACAAACCAAACAAACCAAACAAGCCACUGAGUGACGCCCAGAUAUUCUACUAUAUCGUCCAUACCGCCAUACUCCUAUUCCAGGUGUGGACACUGUUGGAUCAAUGUCUCCCUGAUGGCAUCCCCAAUGCAUCACUAAUGUAUCCAACAUUGUUCAUCUCAGUCCUGCCACUCUUUUUCAACAGGAAACAAAGAGUUGCAUUGACAACAGUGUUCACGAUUAGAGUGUUAUGGUUUGUAGUUAUGACUACAUUACUUCCAAACAAUGGAUGUCAGCUACUCAAUAAUGAUGGCAACAAAGGAACACAGACAGAGAUGGAGACAACAACACCUUCACGUUCAAGCAACAUCGGCUACUCUUUAUUGACCUAUUUUGUCAGUCUAAUAUCUCUCAUUACAUAA
This is a messenger RNA of Acytostelium subglobosum LB1, 1983 nucleotides long. RefSeq lists its product as hypothetical. Gene Ontology annotation, biological process: protein phosphorylation. Gene Ontology annotation, molecular function: protein kinase activity; ATP binding. Lineage: Eukaryota; Evosea; Eumycetozoa; Acytosteliales; Acytosteliaceae. Bases 1 to 1983 code for a protein of 660 amino acids. The record is from RefSeq and is a predicted model, not a curated record. The transcript has 8 exons.